UGCAAAGUGAUAGCAUAGCAUAACACUCUAUUCUUCAUAUCAUCAUCACUUAUUAAUUCAUAAUUCAUGGGAUCCAUGAACAAUUACCCUCUGGUUUGUGCAGCACUUGAAUGUGAAACUAUGGAAGAAAUGGCGUCUUCCAUGGUUAAGGCCAAAGCAGAAGGUGCCAACAUUGUUGAGCUAUGCAUUCAUGCUUUGUCUUUCAUUCACAUUUCUCAACUUCACAGCCUCAUCAACUUCAGAACACUCCCUGCAAUUGUGUCUCUCAGAGACCAAUCACCAUCAAGUAUGAUAAACAAAACUAAAAGCAAAGCUACAUUGUUGGAAGUACUAAGAGUGGCAAUGGAAUUGGAGGUGGAGUUUAUUGAACUGGAUUAUGAGUUGGCUUCUGAUAUAUGCAUAUUCCAAUACAAAAUUCAGAACCCCAAGAGUAAAUUUAUUGUAUCGAGGUAUAUCAAUGGAGGGAAAGCUCCAUCAGCUGAGACAUUAGGAGAUCUAAUUGCAGAUAUGCAAUUUACAGGAGCUGAUGUUAUCAAACUCAAAAUUGAUGUUAAUUACAUCACUGAUUUAGUGCCCAUUUUUCGGAUGCUCACACAUUGCCAGGUUCCCCUAAUUGCCAUUGCAGUGGGAAGUAGAGGCCUUAUAUGCCAAUUAUUGGGACCAAAAUUCGGAGGAUUUUUGGUAUAUGGUUCUUUGGAGGGAAAACCAAUAGCAGGCUUGCCAACUCUUGUUAGCCUUAAAAAUGUGUAUAAAUUGGAGCAUCUGAAUGCCGAUACCAAAGUUUUUGGGCUUGUAUCAAACCCAGUGGGCCAUAGCAAAGGGCCCAUUUUGCACAACCCUACUUUUAGACAUGCAGGUUACAAUGGAAUUUAUGUGCCAAUGUUGGUUGACGAUGUUAAAGAGUUCUUCAAGACUUAUACAAGCACUGACUUUGCAGGUUUCAGUGUUGGAAUCCCUCAUAAAGAGGCAGCAAUCAAUUGUUGUGAUGAAGUUCAUCCACUUGCUAAGUCCAUUGGAGCUGUAAAUACUAUAAUAAGAAGGCCUAUUGAUGGAAAGCUAAUUGGUUACAAUACAGAUUGCGAGGCUUGUAUCACAGCAAUAGAGGAUGCAAUGAGAGGUAGAAAAUAUGUGAAUGGCAAAGACCCAGAAUCCUCUCCACUUGCAGAAAAAAUAUUUGUGCUGGUCGGAGCAGGAGGUGCAGGUAGGGCACUUGCCUAUGGUGCAAAAAGUAGAGGAGCACGAGUCGUCAUUUUCAAUCGUAAUUUUGAGAGAGCAAAAGCACUUGCACAUGCAGUCUCAGGAGAAGCUCUACCAUAUGAAGACUUAGAUAGAUUCUCCCCACAAAAUAAUAUGAUCCUUGCAAAUGCAUCUUCUGUGGGAAUGGAACCUAAGUCCAAUGAAACUCCUAUAGCCAAGGGUGCAUUGAAAGCAUAUGAGGUUGUGUUUGAUGCUGUUUACACACCAAGAAAUACAAGGCUCUUGCAAGAGGCUGCUGAGUCUGGAGCCAUUGUGGUCAGUGGUGUUGAAAUGUUCAUAAGACAGGCUCUUGGCCAAUUCCGACUUUUCACCGAUGGAUUAGCUCCAGAGGCAUUCAUGCGCAAGCUUAUUCUGGAACAAUUUUGAUUUCUUAUUAACGUCAUAUUUCGUCCAUAAGAUGAAUUUGUUACUUGUUCUCUUGUUAAUAACAAAACAAGAAACAUAUUACGAAGAAAUGUAAUAAUAUCAAUGCAGAG
This is a messenger RNA of Arachis stenosperma, 1733 nucleotides long. Its product is annotated as bifunctional 3-dehydroquinate dehydratase/shikimate dehydrogenase, chloroplastic-like. Gene Ontology annotation, molecular function: shikimate 3-dehydrogenase (NADP+) activity; 3-dehydroquinate dehydratase activity. Gene Ontology annotation, biological process: shikimate metabolic process; chorismate biosynthetic process. Bases 67 to 1623 code for a protein of 518 amino acids. The record is from RefSeq and is a predicted model, not a curated record. The transcript has 10 exons. Lineage: Eukaryota; Viridiplantae; Streptophyta; Magnoliopsida; Fabales; Fabaceae.